AUGAUUAAAGCUGCAGUAAUGAGAGAUGGGAGGGCGGGACGCUCAGGAAGGGAGGAUGCUCACUACUUAAGGCUCAGACUGCUUUGCUGUGUGGUCUUCUCUCUGCUCGCUGCCUCUGUCCUGGCUGACGGGUUCCAGUACUCGUACUCUCGGUUCAGAGGCUCGAAGCACGGCGUGGAGACGACUCUGAGAGGAACAGGUCGAAUCACGGCGGUCCGGCUGUGGUCAGGCUACAACAGCUUCAUCUUUGGAUUUGAAUCUUUCUUCUGCUCCUCCUCCAGGAUACAGUUCCGCUUCGGACCCAUCUGGUCCAGAACUGUGGGUCGAACCACCGGAGCGCGCCAAGAGAUUCAGCUGUUUGAGGAUGAAACCAUCGUCCAGGUUUCAGGGAAGUACGGCCGUUACAUCCAGCAGCUGAUCUUCGUCACCAGCAGAGGACGCUUCCUGAUCGCCGGCCGGCCCAGCUUCCAGUCCUUCAACAUGUUCCCAGAACACAAAGACGCCGAGCUGAUCUUCCUCAGCAUCCGGUUCGGAAGAGCGCUGUACGCCGUCGCCUCCCACUGGGCCGUCGUCAACCAAACCGCCUGGUGACCGGAGAGGAGCCCGGACCAUUUCACCGCCCAGACCUUCAUGAUAUGUGGUUUUAAAGCACAUAUCUGACAUCAUCUGAUCUUCUGAUUACCAGACUGGACUCGUGUAGCAGCAUGAAGAGAUUCUCUGACAAACAUGCACCGUAGAACUGAGUGAAACCUGCAUCUCAGGCCUGUUUCUGUGGAACUUUGGUUUGUUUUGUUCUUUGUGUUGCUGAGAAAUUUGCACAAAUUGUCAUGUGCUGGACCUCAAAAAAUGUACAGAGUAAAACAUUGAA
This is a messenger RNA of Acanthochromis polyacanthus (spiny chromis), 868 nucleotides long. Its product is annotated as zymogen granule membrane protein 16-like. The transcript has 4 exons. Lineage: Eukaryota; Metazoa; Chordata; Actinopteri; Pomacentridae. The coding region runs from base 1 to 591 and encodes 196 amino acids. The record is from RefSeq and is a predicted model, not a curated record.